AUUUUCAUCAUCAUCAUCAUCCUCUUUUCUCUUACAGUCUACUUCACCCAAAAUGUUUGUUCAAGUGACGAAGGAGGAAGAGGAGGGCGAGGAGGACGACGAAGAAGAGUAGGACGAGAAGCAGCCGAAUGCCCUACCCCUAGUUCCUCCUUCGUGCCUGACCUUCAUGCUGUGUACACGGUGACACGCGCCUUCCCCGGGCAUUCCGACGUGGCCUGCCUCAACGAAGACCCCUGCGUCAGCCUCACCUCCCGCUUCGUCCCCCCACACCUGCCCUACCCCCGCUUCAGAGACCGCCAGUGGAUGCAGGAGGUGAGCUGGUGGCAGCGUGAGGGCGUGGUGGGGCCGGCAGCGCGAGGCGGCGUGUGUGCGUCUUCCGAGACGCCUCUCUACCCUGUGUCCUUCCCGCUCAUGUCCUCCAAAGCCCUCCUGGUGCCAGAGUUCCUUAGCUACACCAUCAGCAUCGGGGAGGACCUUCGUGUGAGGUUGCAUGGAGCUGUGCCAGGCGCCGACGUGUGGUGGCAGCAGGAGCCUCUGGAGCCGGGCCGUUGGAAGCAGGCCACCCUCACGAAGUACGGCGAGCUCCUGGUCCCCGCUGCGAUGCUCUCCGGCUCCGGGUUUUAUUCCCUCCGCAACGACAGCAACGUGAACGACACCGUGAGCGGCAUCAUGGGGACGUUCAGCCUGGUCGUGCGGGAGUGCCCCGCGCUCCGCUACGGGGAUGACUGCCGCGACUGGUGCCCUGACUGCAUGCACGGCGGCGAGUGUCACCCACGGAGCGGCGUGUGUGUGUGUCCCGAGGGCGUGAUGGGGCGCCUCUGCGAAAAGCGGUGCGGGAAGAACAUGUCAGGGCGGGACUGCACGGUGAGGGUCAUGAACCUUCCGGGGAGGCAGGUGUGCCGCCCCUCACCUGUGCCCUGCCGCUGUCUACCUGGAUUCACGGGGCCAAGGUGUAAUGAAGAGUGUCCGCUGGGUAAGUGGGGAUCGAACUGUGGUCAGGACUGUCGCCUGCACUGUGCUGCCAACUGCGAUGGAUUUACUGGGGAGUGCGACGCCGAGGGACCGUCUCAGUGUGCGGGAGGUGACGCUGGUCUGCCCCGUCUCCGUCAAGCUCCCGUGAUGAAGGAGGUCGGCGCCGAGGAAGCGACCAUCGAAUUCGCUGAGUGGCGUGAAGGUUACGAUGACGGGGACGCCACUCCUUGGGAUAGCCUAACACACGUCGUUAGGCUGAGGACGGACAAGCUCUCCUUGGACUUCAUCACCUCUGGAUCUCGACACAGACUGACGAAGCUCACGCCGGCGACGCAGUACGAGGUGAAGGUGGUGGUAGUUGUGGCGGCGAUGCGCGGUGGCCUCAACCUGACGUGUGUGGCUGACGGGACGGGAAGGGAGAGGGUACACAACGUUACCUUCACCACCCUCUGCCCUAAAGAGAUCCCGAUGCCGGAAAUCAUUGACAUCGUGAAGACGUCAGACGCAAGCAUCCUCGUGAGGUGGAAGCCGGUGUCAUACCCCCCUGUAUGUCACCUGAAGUAUCACCUGUCAGUCAUCCCUGAGGCGCAGGGCGAGACAUCACCAUCCCUGGAGACACGCAACGUAACGCUGACGGAGACACAGACGGAGGUGCAGGGGCUGGAGGCGGAGGUGCAGUAUACCAUUCGCGUGUUUGCCAGCAGCUCUUCCUCUUCUUCAGCGCCUUCUACCAGCUCUCUGCAGAUCUACCAAAAGAGUGUGGGUCACGCCGAGGUGGGCAUGGUUGUGGCGGUGGUGGUGCUGCUGACGGCAGUGACUGCGGCGGUGCUGUGGCGGAGGCGACAACGCAAGCGGAAGUCCAUGAGACCACGGAAUCGCCAGCCAGAGAAUACCCCCCACGCCCUUGUUCCUACCGAAGAAGUGACCUAACCACAACCCCACAACUCUCCAGCACCACCGCCUGCAUCCCUGCGCUGUAACUGUGUCCACCUUAGCUCCAAAAUUAGGGCCAUAUUCUUAAACAUUUCGGAGCCCUAGCACACACAUUUGAUAAAGCUUUCAUAGGAAUUGUGGGUAUAAAUCGAUGGGUAAUUUAAUGAGUGAAAAACACUCCUGAGAAUCUUGUUAAUUUCCUCUUCGGCCUUUGGCCGAAGAGGAAAUUAUUAUUAUUAUUAUUAUUAUUAUUAUUAUUAUUAUUAUUAUUAUUAAUAAUAAUGCUAGUACUACUACUACUAUUACUACUACUACUACUACUACUACUACUACUACUACUACUUAAAAGAUGCCUCCACCCAUGUUUAUUUUCCCGACACAUAAUCAUGGAGGGCUCCAUAAAUUGGAGAUCAUUAGCCCCAACUCUGUUCGCUAAUGACUGUGGCAUCCAAUUAUAUCACUAAUCACUAAUAAUCACUACUACUUAGCACUAAAUCUAUAUAUAACACUUUAUCCUCUCCUACUAGUCCUACUACUAUUCCUUCACUACUCAUGUCGCUCCCGACCUACCCUCAUGUCACUCUCCACCACUGUGGCCUCAUAGUCAAUAUUGGAAAUGUUGGUGGCUUUUGAGCCAAAGUGUCUGGUGCUCCUGAGAAAUAGGAUGGCUGACCUAAACAGGGAGAACGAGAGGCGACACCUCAUCCAGGCGAGAAUGUGGCUCCUUGGGUGAUGCUUCUUUUCUGAGAUCAGUUCCGCGAGUCGUGCGUAGAAGCAUCGGGCCCUGGGACCCAUCCCGCCGGAUGUGACGAAGACGAGGGGGUGAAGCUGCCCUGACCCACUUGCUGGAUUCUUUCAGCGUAUGCCCUUGUCUUCUCCUGCUCGUUCCUGUGGUGGGCGGCUUCCAGGGGCAGCUCACGGUGACAGGCAGCCAUCGGGUCGAAUAUGCGGAUGUCCAUGAAUGCCCUCUGUCCGUGCACCCUGAAUCCGCGGGCACUUACUCGUACAUCAACCCGUGCCUCAUGUGGAGUACUGGCCAUCCUGUAUCUAAGGUGUUCGCCGUCCAGGGGGAGCAGUGACGGCUCGGUAGUGACGUCUUGGCAUACCUCCCCGAGCAUGCUGGCUGUCAGAUCCCUACCUCAUCGUGUCGGAUACAGACGAAGCCUCCCUUCUUGCAUGCAUGGUGUGAGUGACAUCAUUCGGUGAUCCACAUGCACAGAGAUCAGCCAGCCCCUCAAUCGGCCAGCCAUAUUUCAGAGCAACGGCGUCGACAAAUUGUUGUUUGUUGAGGCUGAAGCCUUUUGCUCUGAUUAGUAGAGACGUUAGCCAGUUAGAGGCGCCUGCCUCCUGUGCUGUGUGGAUUUUUCUGCACAUUUCUUUGGACAGGUUGUGUGUUAGACGGUCCAGCUCGUCCUUUUGGGCCUGGUGUCUUUCUUCUGAGAUUCUUCUUUUAAUUUCUCUUAUUUCACUUUGGUCUAUUUAGCCGUCUGCCUCCUGAGCGAUGAUCCUGUUGGUGAGGGAUGAUAAGGCUGAUGGAGUUUUGGUACUCCUUAUUAGCCAGCUUCUCAGGAUUGGUGAUCCCCAUUCUGCCCAGUCUUAGACGAAGUGCUACUACUACCACUACUACUACUAUUAUAGCACCACUACUUACCAGUAUUUGAACUUAGCUAGAGGCCAGAUGGAGGUUUGGAGAUACUGAAGACAGGAGAUAUAGACUACAGCUAGUCACCUGUAUCGUAAUCUAAUCAGUAUCAAGCAUGUAUGUAAUCCAGGUGGCCGAGAGUGCUGCCCAUGAAAGUGUCCUAUAAUUAUAACAUUGUGCUGAGCGUUUGAUGUACUCGUAUUAGAGGAGAAUAUUUGCAUCCCUAUAUUGCAGGGCUCCAUUUUUUUUUUUUUUUUCGGUACCCUUAUUUGUAAGUGUAGAUAUGUUUUAUAAGUGUAAGUGAUUUUUUGUAACGCCCCCUCAAAUGAAAAAAAUAUAUAGUUUUUAAUAAAGUUAAUCAACCCUC
Molecule: messenger RNA, 3914 nt
Organism: Eriocheir sinensis (Chinese mitten crab)
Lineage: Eukaryota; Metazoa; Arthropoda; Malacostraca; Decapoda; Varunidae
Product: tenascin-X-like
Exons: 13
Coding region: 304-1902 (532 amino acids)
Molecular function (GO): protein binding
Source: RefSeq, a predicted model, not a curated record